Molecule: messenger RNA, 1419 nt
Organism: Fusarium keratoplasticum
Lineage: Eukaryota; Fungi; Ascomycota; Sordariomycetes; Hypocreales; Nectriaceae
Exons: 6
Coding region: 1-1419 (472 amino acids)
Biological process (GO): transmembrane transport
Molecular function (GO): transmembrane transporter activity
Source: RefSeq, a predicted model, not a curated record
AUGGCUUCCAAGUCUCGUCACGAAGAAAGCGAGGUUGCUCCUCCCAAGGACCAACUCCACCCUGUGAGGUGGUACCGCUCCACAUUCUUCAACAUCACCAUCCUGGGUCUCUGCAACUUUGCAGCUCCCGGUAUCUGGACGGCCAUGAACUCGCUAGGUGCUGGUGGUGCAGCCUCGCCUAAGCUGGUCAACGCUGCCAACGCCUUGACUUUUUGUCUCAUGGUUCUGUCGUGCUACUUUUCGAGUACGCUGGUUCGGUACAUCGGUAUCAAGGGAGCCUUGAUCUUCGGAACAGUUGGAUAUGCCCCUUAUGCAGCAGGCUUGUACACCAACAACAGGUUCGGAACCGAGUGGCUGACCCUACUCGGUGCUGCCCUCUGCGGUAUCUCUGCUGGAGUCUUUUGGAUGGCCGAAGCUGCCAUUGCCAUCGCAUACCCCGAGCCCUGGAACCGUGGAAAGGCUCUCGGCUACUGGCUCACCUACCGCCUCUCGGGCCAGAUCCUGGGCGGUGCCAUCAACCUCGGCCUCAACGCUGACCGCAACGAGGCUGGCAAGGUCUCGUAUACCGUGUUCCUUAUCUUUAUCGCCAUCCAAGCCGCUGGUCCUUUCGUUGCUUUCCUUCUCAACAAGCCUCACCAAGUGGAGCGGACCGACGGCAAGAAGGUGGACUUGUCGAUUGAGCAAAGCCCCGUGUUUGAGCUCAAGGAGACUGGAAGACUCUUCUUUACUAAGAAGUUUCUCCUGAUUGUUCUCUUCAUUGGUCAAGCUGUUUUUGCCGAGGCCGUCUUUUUCACCUACCUCUCAUUGUGGUUCUCUGUGCGAGCUCGAGCUCUUGGAUCCUUCCUGGGUGGUCUGAUUGCCGUCAUUGCUGGCAACUUUCUUGGAAGUUGGCUUGAUCGAGUUACCGUCUCCCUCAAGACCAGAACCCGCUCCUCUUUCGCUGUCAUCGCCACUCUGCAGGGAGGCUGGUGGAUCUGGGCUACGAUCCUCGCGACUAGGUUCCGCCACACGAGGCCUACCUAUGACUGGAGCAGCGAUGGAUUCGGCGCGGCGUUUGCUGUGUUUGUCUUCCUGACUCUGGGCUUCCAGCUUAACUACCUCUUCUUGUACUUUAUCAUCCACAACUUGGCCGACACCCAGGACGAAAUCAUCCGUUACUCUGCCCUUCUCCGAGGUACCGAGUCGGCUUGGCAGGCAGUCAGCUACGGCAUCACUUCCAUUCCGGUGUUUGCCGAGGUUGGAGGUAUCUAUUUCAACUUUCUACUCUGGGGUCUUUCGCUGUUCCCUGCGUGGUUGGUGCUGAAGCACUUUGGUUCAUCUGCCCGCUCGUCAGAGGAAGCUCCCAUUCCCCAAGUUGUUGAAAGCCAGAAUGAUUAUUCGGGUUCUGGUGAGGAGACUGAGCAGGUCAAGAAGGAAUAG